UGACGAUAACUUGUGGUGGUAGGACAAUAUGUUUUGUUUGAAGUCUAUUGAUUUUUCGACUACACUUGAUAACGACAAACUUUCAGUUUGAAUUUAGUAAUUAAGUAUUUACGAAAUAUUUAAUCUUACCAAAGAUAAUGCAAAAACAAUAAGAAAUAAACGUCACAAAAAUGAACCAACGCCACAGUUAACCUCAAUUAAUCAAGAAACUCACACAGUAUCAUCAGGAUUACCACCAAGGAAACAUUAACAAACAUACAUAAUUUAUAAACGGAGAGUUGCCUUAGGUAUUGAGCUUUAUAAGUAACGCCUGCGACAACGACAAAAUGCCGACAAAAUCGUCGACUGGGGCAGGAUCGAAGUCGAAGUCUCGCACGGGAACGGAGGAGAGCAUGUCACCCAGAAAAAUGGGUAUAAUUGCGAUUGUAACUGUGGUCGGAUGCAUCGCUAUAUUAUGGCCAAAGGUAUUUCAUCCCAUGAUGUUUGGCGGUACGCCACCCAAACCAAACUAUAAGGAUCCCCAACAGCGCGCAGGACCAGGCGGUUGUUGUGAUGUCGUACUUGACAGGGAGGAGUUCAUGAAUGCCACAAAACCGGCCCUUGAGCCUUUUGGUCCGCAUUUGUAUCGCAAACAAGUUAAUUUGUACACAGGCGAAAUAAGUUUACGGCAGGAGCGACCUGCUCAUCUGCAUCCGGAGUCCAUUUACCAGGCGAUGCGUGAGCGAGGACGUGCCAUACCUGCCACGCCUACUGUUCCGAUUGUAGAGCGCAAGACUUCGCCGAGCAAUCCACCGCCUCGUAUUGUUGACGGACGGCCUGGACCUAUACCUGGCAUGCGACCUCCAAUGGGAGCAGGCGCCUUGCAUCAACCUCAGCAACGUGGAGGCAGUAGCAUGGGAUUCCUGAUGCCCCUCUAUACCAUUGGCAUUGUGGUAUUUUUUGGAUAUACGAUUAUGAAGAUUGUUUUUAAGAAGCAAGUACCAAAUGCUCCCUAUGGACCCGCCCCAACAGAUCCAAGCUUUCGUCAAGAGGUGUUUGGACAGCAGAACCACAGUCAGGUCGAAGACUUGGGCGGUACGAAAUUGGGUUGGCGCGAGCAUCAGACAAGGAGCACGACGAGCACAUCGAAUGCCAGGCGCAACGAUAAGGAGCUCUACAAUGCGACCUUGUCGGCGGCAGAAUUGGCCACGAAUCUAUCCAGCACGCUGAAGGCUCACCAACAGCAGUGCCACGCCCAGCAGGCAACCACCCCCAAGACACUCGCCGAGGUGGAGAAGACGCUCUUCAAUAAGGAAACGGAGCAGUUAAUGGAAAUUGAAAAGUUACGCAAGAAACUCGAGGACACGGAGCGAGAGAUGGCAAAGUUAAUUGCCGAAAUGAACACCGAUCAGUAUGAGGCAAAGCAACACGACAACAACGAAAAUACGAAUUUGACCAAUGUAGAAAACCAAAACAUUUCCAAUGGGCAUACAAUCAUCGAUCAGGAUCAGGACAAGGCAAAAGCAGCUAAAGAGAAUAAACAACAACAACAGCAAAAGAAACGUCGUGACAUCAGCGCUGAGCGCGAAGUAACGGUUCUUGGCAUGGAGGUAACAGCAAGUUGCGAGGGCGGCCAACGGUGGACUGGACGCCCUCCAACGCCUGUUUAUCGCGCCCCAAGUGAACAUUCCAGAAAAUUGGAAGAUAAUCUACCCGAGCCGCAGUCCAUUUAUUUGGAAGGCGCCUUGGCACACGACUCACAGAUUUUGGUGACCGAUUCACAAACAAAACGUGAAGAGGUCUAUGACUCUGAGCUGAAUGGAUCAUCUGAAGAACCGGCUGUCAUACUCAGUAGCAAGAUGACGUUAUCAUUGAUUAAUUUGGAUACAAAUCAACAAAAUGGUAGCGAGAACAAACAGGAAAUCGAAAGUCCCUUGGCAGAUGAUAUUGAAAUAAUUGGACACGACGAACACUAAAAUGUCUCAUACUUAAACACAAUGCAAGCUUUAUUCAUAUGUAUGCGAUACUCGUAUGAAUGUUUGGAUAAUGGCAAUGCUGAAAUCGAACCCAUUCGCAUUGUUGUUUUGUCUAACUUGCUAUUUUGAAGUUCAUUUAAGGACAGACACCACACAAUUGAAAGAUAUGAGUGAAAUAUGACAAGUUCACCGCGAAUGUUAUGACUGAUAAAACAAACAAAGAACCUGUUAAUUAUUUGACAUUUGAUUUGUAUAUAUUUGUGUUUAUAUGUAUGUAUGUACUGUGUAUUGUGUUUUGAUAUUGAUUUUAUUUUUCGAAAUCAUAUGGUUUUUGCUUUGUAACUGCUCCUAUUCGGUCAACUUUACUCCUAUUUGUAUGCCAAAAAGCUCAUUAAAUGGAUAUUCAUAAUAUUUCUACUUAAAUCGCUAGAUUUUAUGUGUAUAUUUUUAGUCGAAAUGCGAACAAAAAACUAGUCUACCACCAUCGAUUUAAGAACUAAACGAAUUCAUAUUUGAAAUCCACUCGUCUAUAAUUAUAAUGGUACUUUUUCGAAAUAAUCUACAUCCUAACCACAUAACUUUUAUUAAAACGUUCGAUUGCACCUAUGAUUAAAGAACUAAUGUUAGUGCCACAAUGUUUGUGAAUUUAGUUUAAAAUGAAUACAUACGUAUAAAUUGAAAAUAAAUAUAAAACUUGAUUUGACAAA
This is a messenger RNA of Drosophila innubila, 2662 nucleotides long. RefSeq names its product resistance to inhibitors of cholinesterase protein 3 (gene RIC-3). Lineage: Eukaryota; Metazoa; Arthropoda; Insecta; Diptera; Drosophilidae. The record is from RefSeq and is a predicted model, not a curated record. Bases 327 to 1955 code for a protein of 542 amino acids. The transcript is spliced from 12 exons. Gene Ontology annotation, cellular component: neuronal cell body; neuron projection; intracellular membrane-bounded organelle. Gene Ontology annotation, biological process: protein localization to cell surface; synaptic transmission, cholinergic.